UCUCAGAAUCGGCAGUCUAUCUAUCUAUCUAUCUAUUUGUAUGUGAAUUUGUAUGUCUUUACAUUUCGCCCGUAUCCUCGACACGUCCGACCCGCUUUUCCUCCGCCUCCGGUGCUACCGCAGCUCAACGUCCGAGCCCGGACGGCUCGUCAAGUCCUCGUCUCAUUCAUCGCCUUCUCCGUUGCCCGAGUGACGGCAACCCCUACCCCCAUGGCCCACACUCUGCCUCACACUCUGCCCCAUGCACCCACACUUUGUCACCUACGCUUCACUCUCUUUUCGCAAGAGCCACCCGGACUUGAUGGCGUAAUGUAUGCGAAAGCAGAACUUGCAGAGCCGAUGAGUUGUGCUGACCUGGCGACGGCGACUGUGACUGUGACUGUGACUGUGGCCGAAUUACGUAAUCCCAUCUGCCCGCCAGUCGGCCGGACUGGCACUGGCCGACGCCAAAUGCGGCCCACUUGCUCCAUUUGUUGUCGACACGAGGCAGCACAUCGUCCGGUACACAAAGACACACGACAGUCGAGUUGA
This is a messenger RNA of Protopolystoma xenopodis, 531 nucleotides long. The record is from the annotation of a GenBank genome assembly. Lineage: Eukaryota; Metazoa; Platyhelminthes; Monogenea; Polystomatidea; Polystomatidae.